AUGUGCAGAAAAUCGACAGACUUAAUGCCAAUAAUCAUCGAUUCAGCGCAAUCUGUUGUCAGUGUAUGUCAAAAAGUUUUUGCUGAUCGACGAUGGAAUUGUUCGUCAAUUUUACUAGCACCAAAUUAUAAACAUGAUCUUACCAAAGGCACAAAAGAACAAGCUUUUGUAUAUGCAUUAUCAGCAGCAGCAGUUGCCCAUCAAGUUGCUAAAGGUUGUUCAGACGGUAAGCUACCGUAUUGUCCUUGUGGCUUGAACUCUCCAACUGUCUCGACAGAUACCACUUAUAAGUGGAAAGGAUGCAGCGACAAUAUUUUAUAUGGACAAAAAAUUAGUCGUGAAUGGGCAGAUGCACCGUGGAGGAAAAAAACAAAAAGUGGACGGAAUCGAACAACUACAAGGCGAACUCAUCGGUAUGCAAUGAAAGAGGACUAUGCACCAAAAGGAAACUAUAUUAGGCAGUGGCACGAGUCAGGGAUGCCCACUCGAAUAGUGAUGAAUCAGCAGAACAACGAUCUUGGACGUCAGGUAACAGAAGAAAGCCUGUAUCGCAAAUGCAAAUGUCAUGGAGUUUCCAGCAGCUGCAACGUUCAAACUUGUUGGAAUACUUUGCCCGAUAUUACAGAAAUUGCAUUUAAACUAAAAGAGCGAUAUAGCGAAGCGACCAAUUACAAUGAAUGGGCUAAUGAGGAUAAUUUUUCAAACCAACGACUAGUAUAUUUGAACAACUCACCAGACUACUGUGUUGAAGAUAAAAGAACUGGAUCCUACGGAACCACAAUGCGAGAAUGUAACGUAACUUCACCGGGUGCUGAUGGCUGUGGAAGUCUAUGCUGUGGUCGUGGUUAUAAUACCAAAACAGUAAAGGUUGAAGAGCAGUGUCAGUGUAAAUACGUUCACUGUUGUUAUGUUAAGUGCAAAACAUGCACCUAUUAUAUUGACAAACAUUACUGUAAAUAA
This is a messenger RNA of Enterobius vermicularis (human pinworm), 960 nucleotides long. The record is from the annotation of a GenBank genome assembly. Lineage: Eukaryota; Metazoa; Nematoda; Chromadorea; Rhabditida; Oxyuridae.